Poecile atricapillus (Black-capped chickadee) is the source of this 2830-nucleotide messenger RNA. It is a transcript of the gene TMEM38A, whose product is annotated as transmembrane protein 38A. The record is from RefSeq and is a predicted model, not a curated record. Gene Ontology annotation, molecular function: potassium channel activity; identical protein binding. The transcript is spliced from 6 exons. Gene Ontology annotation, biological process: potassium ion transmembrane transport. Lineage: Eukaryota; Metazoa; Chordata; Aves; Passeriformes; Paridae. Gene Ontology annotation, cellular component: membrane. Bases 135 to 1031 code for a protein of 298 amino acids.
GGACACCCGCGGGGAGCGGAGCGAGGGCCGGGCCCGGGCAGCACCGGCCGCAGCUCCCACAGCCCCGGCACGGGCCUGCGGAGCCGGCUCGGGAAUCGAGAACCGGGAGCUGAGAACCGCGAUCCGGGGCCGCGAUGGAUCUGGCGGAGGCGCUGCCCCUCGGGGAGCUGGCGGCCGCCUUCGCCGCGCUGCCGGUGUUCCCGCUGUUCGACACCGCCUAUUUCAUCAUCUCCGUCCUCUACCUCAAGUACGAGCCCGGAGCCGUGGAGAUGUCCCGGAAGAGCCCUUUUGCCUCCUGGCUCUGUGCUAUGCUCCACUGCUUUGGGAGCUACAUCCUCGCAGAUCUGCUGCUGGGAGAGGCACCCAUUGGCUACUUCAGCCACAACUCCAGUGUCAUCCUGGCCACAGCAGUGUGGUACCUGAUAUUCUUCUGCCCCAUGAACCUCUUCUACAAGUGUGUCAGCUUCCUGCCCGUGAAGCUCAUCUUCGUGGCCAUGAAGGAGGUGGUCCGGGUGCGCAAGAUCGCGGCCGGGGUGCACCACGCCCACCACCAGUACCACCACGGGUGGUUCGUGAUGAUGGCCACGGGAUGGGUCAAAGGUUCUGGUGUGGCCUUGAUGUCGAACUUUGAGCAGCUGCUGCGUGGGGUCUGGAAACCUGAAACAAAUGAAAUUCUUCAUAUGUCCUUCCCUACAAAGGCCAGUCUGUAUGGUACAGUCCUCUUCACUCUGCAGCAGACUCACUGGCUCCCUAUCUCUGAAGCCAACCUCAUCUUCUUUUUCACCAUGUUCAUGAUAGUCUGCAAGGUUUUCAUGACGGCCACUCACUCCCACGCCUCACCUUUUGCUCCGCUGGAAAACCUCAUCUGCCCCGUCCUCUUUGGCUCUGUUUCCAGUGGGCACCCAAGCCACCACCACGACCACCACGGGGCCUCCCACGAGGUUUCCCACCCUCCUCCUCCUCCUCCUGCCAAGUCCAAAGAGGAGCUGAACGAAGGCACGAGGAAACGGAAGGCAAAAAAAGCUGAAUAAAAAAGCAACGGCACAGAAAAUAGGCCAAGAAAAUUCUUCCAGAGCUGAGUCUCAAAGCCACCUGUGACCUCCUUUAUGCUCCAGUCCUUCUCUCUCAGACUCCAGAGGAGAGGUGGAAGCCAGGACACUGCCAGCCGGGUCCCUGAAUUUCAUUUUUGCUCUCUGUGCUGCUGCUUGCUUCUUGGUCUGUGCCUCUCUAUUCUGAUCAGAUUUUCAGGGAUUUGUAGGUUUGUGCCAGGGUGGUAAGUGGGUGCCAGUUCCCAAGCUGUCAGCAAAUCUGAUGCAGCAUUUUCAAUUGAUGUAAAAUCUUUCACUGUGUUUAUGAAUGGGGGGAAUGGUUUGUGUUCCUGCAACUCUUAAGUUCCUUUGAGAUUUCACUGACCUUUUCAGUGUCUGCCAAAACAACAAACUGUUAAGACACAAUGUGGAAAUCAGGUUUCAUUAAGUGGCCUGGUAUGAGCCUGGUCUGGUUUUUCCCAGCUCCCACACCUGCCAUAUCUCCAAGUAAUGUGACAUUUUAAAUGCAAUAAGGACAUGGCCUUUGGCCGAGCCAAACCCUGUUCACCUCAGUUCCCUCUGAUUCUGAUGGUCAGGACAUUGUAAUUUGCUCAGCCAAGUCUGUGUUUGCAAGAGCUCUGAAGCUGUGAAGUGCUCCCAGUGCCAUGUGUUGGCACUGUCACCAUCCUAGGCUGUGUGUGGCAUUGCUGCACGUUGUUACUGAGUGUGUCCCACCCCAAACUUGAUCCUAUUGAACCAGGGGAGAAGCAUGGCUCUGGUUUGUUUGUAAUCCUGUGGGAUACAAGAGUGUGUGUGAGUGUAAGUAUUUAUUACUAUUUAUUUAUAAUUGCCAGGGCACCUAAGUCAUGGACCUGAAUCUGGCUUUUUUUUUUAACAUUGCAAUUGGAAUUUCUGAUUGUGGCCCUGAGCCCCCAGCCCCGUGCUGGUUUGGGUUCACAGUGAUCUUGGUGUGCUCCAGGACAGCCCAAACACUCCCUGGGUGCAGGAAGAAACCUUUCCUAUAUUCUUAAAUUCAGAUAGAAAAGCUGAAGCAGGGCAUUUCACCAGCUAAUGAAAAACUACUUUAAAGGACUGAUAAAAGCACAUCAGCUGAAAACAUUGAUUACCUUCUGUAGGUCCCCUCGGGCCAAACUGCUGGGCUGUGAAUGCAGCUUGUGCCCAACAAGUGAAGAAUCUGAACUGCCUUGCAUGGCUCAGGAGGGUUCUGUCAGCUCAUUCGUGUUCUGCUUAGUGAACACUGGCUUUUAGAGUAGUUCAAAGCUGUUCUUAUAAUUGAUUUUGUUCUUAUAAAUGGCAUCUUCCAAGGGCUGGGAUCACACACUGAGAGUGGCAAGCCUGGGGAUGUAGCACUGGGCAUUUUCCAUCCCUAGCAGUGAGGUUUGCUGCUGUUUCCAUUCCAGCUGGGAAUGGAAACAGGAUGUAAGAGAAGUGAGGGUUUGUGUGUGUAUCCCUGUUCAAAAUUGCAACUGACGGUUAGUGAAAGAUAAGAAACCAUCCUUGUGUGCAGGCAGAGGAAAGCCAGUAGGAAAGGUCAAAUGAUCUGUGGGCUUGGGGUUUGACAGUGCCUUAAUUUUGUGAGUUUCCCUCCCCUUCAGUAGAAAGCAGGAAUUCUGCCUGACAGCUCCACUGUCUGGUCCUGCAGAUGCUGCUCUGCUGGAACCUGAUGUGCAUGCAUGAGACUGAAUAAAUGUUUUAUGAGAUGUCUGAUCCAAGGGGAAUUUUGUUUUAUAAAAGCCGUCAACAAAUAAAAAUUGUGAAGUGACUCUGAUUGUCCAGUGGCA